Messenger RNA from Strongylus vulgaris, 531 nucleotides. NCBI's taxonomy places the organism in Eukaryota, Metazoa, Nematoda, Chromadorea, Rhabditida, Strongylidae. The record is from the annotation of a GenBank genome assembly.
AUGACAAAGCGAUCCUUGACUUUGUUUCAAGAGGAAGCUGGUAGCAGAAGCACUGAAGACAAGGUCGUGGAUCGAUGGUCAGUCGGUGGCCAAUUAGUCACGACUGGACCUCGUUCGGACCUCUUGCGCAAUCGGCCACCCCUCGUCGACCCCCCUCGUUGUGGAAUUUGCAUACUGCCGUGGCAGAUUAGCCACCCAACGCUUGUCCGUCAAAAUGUCGGGAUUCCAAGGGACAGCUCGUCGCCAGAAGGCACGCCUGGCCCACCACAUGACAGUGGAACGCUAUCCUUCACGGCUAUUCGUAUGCAAACUCGUCGCCAGAAGGCACGUCGCCCACCACAUGACAGUGGAACGCUAUUCUUCACGGCGAUUCGUAUGCAAAGUAAUUGGACUGGAUUCGUUUCACAAACACGUGUUCUUCAUUUGUGGAAUCAGUGCGGCAGCCGUGCAGCUGCAGCUGUUUUGAGGAAGUUCGCAAAUGGCCACUGGAGGACGAACGGUUUGCUAGAAGAAACUGAAGAUGAUCGCUGA